CUUCUCUCUCUCUUUCAACGGGCGAGGAUUUUUGAAAGAAAGCUUUCACAGUUUUCUUUUCUUCGAGGGUUCGAACUUUUUUUUUCCUCUUUCUGUCUCUCGAUGAGCACAGAUUCGGUUCCCGCCAUUCUUCUGCAACCGGAGGAUGUUGGGUUUUGGAGAGACGUAGAAGAUGAUGAUUGAGGUGAAAAAUGAGCAGUUUUGUCUUCAGAACAAGCAGUCAACUGCUGCUUCGAACUCUUCUGUUUCUGAGGGUAGCUGUAACAUCGCUCCGAAGUCUCCGGGGAUUUGCAGCCCUGCUUCAACGUCGCCAUCGCAUCGGAGGACAACUGGCCCUAUAAGGCGAGCAAAAGGUGGGUGGACUACAGAGGAGGAUGAGACGUUAAGAAAAGCUGUUGAAUCUUUUAAAGGGAAGUGUUGGAAGAGAAUAGCUGAAUUUUUUCCUGAUAGAUCAGAGGUGCAAUGUCUGCAUCGAUGGCAAAAGGUUCUUAAUCCAGAGCUUAUUAAAGGCCCAUGGACCCAGGAGGAAGAUGAUAAGAUCAUUGAACUGGUAUCGAAGUAUGGGCCUACAAAGUGGUCUAUUAUAGCAAAAUCCUUGCCAGGUCGUAUAGGAAAACAAUGUCGGGAGAGGUGGCACAAUCAUUUAGACCCAAUGAUAAAAAAAGAUGCUUGGACCUUGGAAGAGGAACUUGCACUCAUGAAUGCUCACCGAAUACAUGGGAAUAAAUGGGCAGAAAUAGCCAAACUCUUACCUGGCAGGACUGAUAAUUCAAUAAAGAACCACUGGAACAGUUCCUUGAAGAAGAAGUUGGAUUUCUAUUUGGCUACUGGAAAACUUCCAACAGCUCCAAAGAAUGGCCUCCAAAAUGGUGCCAAAGAUUUAUCUAAACCAUCAAAUACAGGAAAACCUGCUGCUUGUUCUAAUAAAAGACUGGGCUCGACAGUUGAAGCUUCCCCAGGAAACGAAAUUAUUUGUAAAUUGAAGGAUUGCAAGGAUCAUGUGGAGUCAUCAAGACAAAGAUUCCCAUGUACAGAUAGUUCAAUAAGUAUAUCAGUAGCUAGGCAUACUGAUUCUGAUGAAUCUGAAAGCAAGGCAAUGGCAUCAAAAUUAGAUAUGUGCUGUGUCGCAUCUGAUUUCAUACCCAAAUUUGAGAAAUAUAGAAGCAAUAAUGAAAUUGACCAAGACAACAAGGAUGUAAAUAUGUUGCAGUUUGAGGUUCCAUCCUUUGGUUUAUACUAUGAACCACCAAAGCUGGAAAACUGUGGUAUUACCUUAAAUCCUAUGUUAAACACCUUCGGUUCAAAUCAACAGGCAUACAACUCUAGUCCAGUCAUGUCACCUAUCAAUUUCUUCACUCCACCUUGUGUGAAAGGUACUGGUUUGGAUGGUCAAAGCCCAGAAUCCAUACUAAGGAAUGCUGCCAAGAGCUUUCCAAAUACUCCUUCCAUACUAAGAAGAAGAAAGAGAGAAGCAAAUGCUGCAUUGCUCCAUGCUAGAAUUGUGCAAACAGAUGCGGUAAGGAACAAUAACAGUUUAUGUUCUCCAGAAGAGAAAGAGAAGAAAAUUAUGGAGCAGACUGAGUCUCCAAAUGGAAGCUUGUUUGAUAUUCCUUCAUGUGAUGGUAGUGACACCACUGGGAUGUAUAAUGGGAAGGACUUUAACGUCUCUCCCCUAUACUGUUUAAGGUCAAAACGAACUGCUAUUUUCAAGUCUGUGGAGAAACAACUUGACUUCACAUUAGACGAAGAGAAGUUUGGUACCCAUACCGUUCACAUUCAGAAAAAAUGGCGAUAACCUAGUUGGUAAAAUUUAGGUAUGUACAGUAAGUGGAUAAUUUUGUAGAAGAUGCACUUUUGAACUUCUUUUCAUACAAUCUAUUUUUAUAGCCCACUUCUUCUUUGCAUA
Nelumbo nucifera (sacred lotus) is the source of this 1906-nucleotide messenger RNA. Its product is annotated as transcription factor MYB3R-3-like. Lineage: Eukaryota; Viridiplantae; Streptophyta; Magnoliopsida; Proteales; Nelumbonaceae. Gene Ontology annotation, biological process: regulation of DNA-templated transcription. Gene Ontology annotation, cellular component: nucleus. The record is from RefSeq and is a predicted model, not a curated record. Gene Ontology annotation, molecular function: DNA-binding transcription factor activity, RNA polymerase II-specific; RNA polymerase II cis-regulatory region sequence-specific DNA binding.